CUCCUCAUGACCGGAAGCCGGAUGUAGUCUGGAUAAACUCCCUGGUGAACUCACGUGUGCGACAUGAAAAAUAACAAAAAACACAACAAUGUGUCCAAAAAGGGUAAAUUUAAACCCGGGUCCAAGAAACGAGAGAACAAAUGCAUCGUAACGUACGACGACAGAGACAGAGAGGAAUAUUUAACUGGUUUCCAUAAACGGAAGGUGGAAAGGAGGAAAACAGCACUGGCAGAAAUUAAAAAGAAAAUCAAGGAAGAGCAGAUCCGAGUCCGAGAACAAAGGCAUAAGGACUACUUGAUGAUGCUGAAGGAGAGGACGGACGCUCUCCAGGAGGAUGAAGAUGAUCUGGAAGAUGCGAUAACGGCUACAACAGAGUCUGUGCAGUACGAUCACCCCAACCACACCGUCACCGUGACGACCAUCAGUGAACUUGACCUCACAAUGGGUCGCCUGCUUGAACCCGCAGCAAAUCAAGCUAAUGCGGAGUCCCUGGAUGAAGAAAAGGGGGAAGAGCAAGAGCAGGAGCAGGAGAAAACAAAAUCAAUGCCAAGAAAAGCUGGGAAUCCAAUCAUGAACAAAAAGAUCCGCUCCCUGAAUGCGUCGCUCAACACUUUCAACGGCAAGAAUAAGAAGAGGAAGGGGAAGCAGGGAGGCCGCCAGACAGAGAAGAAACAGAGCUCCACAGAGGGUAAAAACAGAGCCGGAAGGACCAGCAAGUGGCAGAGGCGUCGACUGACGGGGAAAAAGGUGCAUCAUCGGGAGUGAAAGGGGGAAUGUGAGGAGAAGAUAUAAUGGAGGGUUCAAAGAGACUUCUUGUGUCAGAAUCCAACAGGCGAACAGAUUGGACUUUGGAGUAUUUAUGCUUCUGUGUUUGAGCAGGACGUGUAAAUGCUGAGACGUCUGUAAAAAUGAAUGUGGACGCUCAGUCUAUCAUGACAUCGCUCAAUAUUUCCUCUAUACCUGCCUUUUGAAAUCUUGUCCUCAAAACUGUUUUUUGUUGUGUUAUUUCUAAACUGAACUGUAUUUACCUACAUUUUCAUUAAAUAAAAGAUGAACCUUGCUAAUAAGUGACCUUGUGAUCACACAAACUGUCA
Molecule: messenger RNA, 1094 nt
Organism: Sebastes umbrosus (honeycomb rockfish)
Lineage: Eukaryota; Metazoa; Chordata; Actinopteri; Perciformes; Sebastidae
Gene: nol12
Product: nucleolar protein 12
Exons: 6
Coding region: 64-765 (233 amino acids)
Cellular component (GO): nucleolus
Molecular function (GO): RNA binding
Source: RefSeq, a predicted model, not a curated record